Messenger RNA from Cucumis sativus (cucumber), 1950 nucleotides. RefSeq names its product amidase 1. Lineage: Eukaryota; Viridiplantae; Streptophyta; Magnoliopsida; Cucurbitales; Cucurbitaceae. The record is from RefSeq and is a predicted model, not a curated record. The transcript has 9 exons. Bases 628 to 1680 code for a protein of 350 amino acids.
UCUCGUUACUCAUUCUUGAGACCUAGAGUAAUAUCGAGAAGAGAAACGAAACAAAACCUUUUGCUAGAAAGAAGAAAUGAAAUGUUAUACGAUAGUUCAAGUUUAAAGUAUACAAAAUGAUAAGCAAGAACGAGAGUAAAAGUAAGAGCCACCACCUGUGCUCCGAACUGUUGUUGUUACAUUAAUUUGACCAUGUGAUGAAACAAGAAUAAAGUCAACGUAUCUAGGGCAGUUUAGUAAAGAUCAGCUCUGCAAUUUCUGGCCAUUAUUAGGGCGGUUGUGGUGGAGUCUGAUUAGGGAGAGCGAUCUUAGGCUUUUGCAAUGGCUGUGGAUGAUUAUGGAGCUUUCAUAGAGAAAUUUCUCCUGCAGAUGAGCUCUCCUUCCGAUAAACUUCCCUUAAGUGGACUCACUUUCGCUGUUAAAGACAUUUUUUUUUUUUCUACAUGAAAUUGGAGUAUUGAAGUCAAACUUCUUUUGGACUUUAAACCAAACAGCUUUGAUAUAGAGGGGUAUGUGGCUGGUUUUGGAAAUCCUGAAUGGCUAAGGACUCACCCACCUGCCAAUCAAACGGCACCAGCUGUGUUGACUAUCCUAAGAGGAGGGGCCACUUGCAUUGGCAAGACUAUCAUGGAUGAAAUGGCCUUUAGUAUAAAUGGGGAAAACUUUCAUUAUGGCACACCCCAAAACCCACAUGCAUCAGAUCGGAUACCUGGAGGAUCUUCCAGUGGUUCUGGUGUUGCUGUUGCUGCAAAGCUUGUGGAUUUCUCCUUAGGAACUGAUACCGGAGGUAGUGUAAGAGUGCCUGCAUCCUACUGUGGAAUUCUCGGAUUCCGGCCUUCACAUGGUGUGGUCUCUACGUCUGGAGUAAUACCUAUGACACAGAGCUUUGAUACAGUAGGUUGGUUUGCCAGAGAUUCCGCCAUAUUAAAGAGAGUAGGUUGGCUGCUGCUGCAAGAACCAGAGAUUGAGCAUUACAAGCCUACGAAAGUGUUCAUUGCAGAAGAUUGUUUCAAGCUCCUCUCGAACAUUACUAGUGAACGAUUGACACAAGCUUUUGUUAGCUCAGUGGAGAAGUUAUUUGGUGGCCAUCUUAUUAAACAAAUUAGCCUUGGAAAGUAUGUCGAGGAUAAAGUUCCGAGCUUGAAGCAUUUCAUGAUUGAAGAAAAUGAUGGCUAUAAGCAUAGCAUACCAUCCUUGGCAGCCCUUGUAAGAUCUAAGCGAUUUCUUCAGAGGCAUGAAUUCAACAUCAAUCAUGGAGAAUGGGUUCGGUCCUACCAUUCUCAUUUGGGUCCAGGAAUAUCAGAACGAAUAUUAGAAUUCAUCAGGGAGGUAACAGAUGAAAAUAUUGAUCUGAGUCGCUCCAUUCAAAUCGAACUGCGCGAAGCUCUUGCUGCUCUUCUUGAAGAUUUUGGAGUUCUUGCAAUUCCUACAGUCCCAGGCCCUCCUCCAAAACUAAACACAGACAUAUCAGAGCAAUACGACUUUCGUGCGAAGGCUUUCAGCUUGCUCACCAUUGCUGCUGUCUCUGGAGUCUGCCAGGUUAGCGUACCUCUAGGCUUGUACAAUGGUCUUCCUGUAUCAAUAUCUUUGCUAGCAAAACAUGGUGCAGAUGGAUUUUUGCUCAAUCUUGUUGAUAGUCUUUACAGCACUCUAAAAGAAGAAGUUGAGGCAAUCUACUAAAAAGUAGAAAAGGAUGCUAAAAUAUCUUCAUAGUUGAAAUUGGCUGUCCUUUUUUCAGAUUGGAAGAGUGAAAACAAUGAGAUGUUUGAUCUUUCAUUGUUUCUUGUAUUCUUUGUAUGAUUUUGUAUCAAGAGAACGGUUUUGAUAAGAAUUUUAUUUUCCUAGCAAAAUAGUUGAUCUAUCAUUGUAAUGAAUCUCGAGAACAAUGUUGCCAAGAUUUUAUUUUUCUAAAAAGUUCAUUGGUCAAUGAGAUAUUCAAUCAUUCAUAAA